Messenger RNA from Schistosoma rodhaini, 659 nucleotides. The record is from the annotation of a GenBank genome assembly. NCBI's taxonomy places the organism in Eukaryota, Metazoa, Platyhelminthes, Trematoda, Strigeidida, Schistosomatidae.
GGAGCUAACUAGUCUCGUUUACGCGCUUUUGAUAUAGUUGUCAAUACUGAAGAUGCGUCCGGACCAAUCAAGAUCAUGGAUGGAUUACUAGCAGAUUUCUGUUUAUCAGCAACAUGCAAUUUGGAAACCAUGAAAUAUUCAGGGAAGUCUUCACUCCCAAAUAUGAAAAUUUACUCAAGUCUUCUAGAUGCAUGCAAGAAUGCACCUACGGUGAAAAUGGAAGAAAACGCUAGUAAAUUACUGCAAGUUUACUACAUGGCAAUGAGGCGUUCAUCUGUUCGAGAUCGAAAAACAGCUCCAGCAUCCGCAUUGCUGACAUUAUUUAAGUUGGCUAAGAGUAAUGCUAAAAUUAACGGGCGCAUUGUUGCGAACGAACUUGAUGCUACUGUCGCAAUUUAUAUCUACGACACUUUUAUUUCAAAUCAGACAGGUACAAACUACCUUGGGUCGAAAUCAUUUCACUAUAUCACUGGAAUGGAACAAGAUUCAAUGGAAGAACUGAAUAACAUCCUGGUAUCAAUAAACAAGCAACUGAAGGAUUUAAUCAAUGUUGCCAUGGAUGAAAUGUAACCAAGAUUAUUGUCUGUCGCGGUGCACGUUUUGCUAAAAAGUAGAUUUAUUCAAUAGAGAUUAUUAAUUUGGAUAUAUAGUUGUAGAAC